Messenger RNA from Bolinopsis microptera, 1172 nucleotides. RefSeq names its product casein kinase II subunit alpha-like. Gene Ontology annotation, cellular component: cytosol; nucleus; protein kinase CK2 complex. Gene Ontology annotation, molecular function: protein serine/threonine kinase activity; ATP binding. NCBI's taxonomy places the organism in Eukaryota, Metazoa, Ctenophora, Tentaculata, Lobata, Bolinopsidae. Gene Ontology annotation, biological process: peptidyl-serine phosphorylation; peptidyl-threonine phosphorylation; regulation of cell cycle. The record is from RefSeq and is a predicted model, not a curated record.
UCAUUUGCUGUAGUUUCUAUCGGUUUGGUGAUCUUAUCUCUUACUCUUAAAUCGUCUGGUACUGUCUUAUCUGGCCGUGUGUAGUACAGUUGAGAGCGUUGGAAAUAUUGGAGCUAUAAUGCUGGACAUGAAGGUGCUGGAAGGGUCCCUGGAUUGCGUGAAACCAACUGAACGGUCCUCAACGGUGAUAUCCAACUCACAGAUGAACGGGACCUCAAGAGCACGAGUGUACGCGGAUGUGAACAAGAACAACCCACGUGACUACUGGGACUACGAGAACCAUCAGACUGAUUGGGGUGACCAAGAAAACUACCAACUGGUAAGAAAGCUAGGUCGAGGAAAAUACAGUGAAGUAUUUGAGGGGGUCGAUAUUCGCACUCCUAACAAAAAAGUGGUCGUCAAGAUUCUAAAGCCAGUUAAAAGGAAGAAGAUAAAGCGAGAGAUAAAGAUUCUGGAGAAUUUACGGAAUGGUCCCAACAUCAUAACGCUACUUGAUGUGGUUAAAGACCCUGUCGCCCGUACCCCUGCCCUUAUAUUCGAAUAUGUUAACAACCGAGACUUCAAGCAAUUGUAUCAGACUCUAACGGACUAUGAUAUCAGAUAUUACAUGUAUGAACUGUUAAAGGCCCUCGAUUUUUGCCACAGUAUGGGCAUAAUGCACAGAGAUGUGAAGCCUCAUAACGUUAUGAUCGACCACGAGAAACGACAACUUCGACUGAUAGAUUGGGGUCUGGCCGAGUUUUAUCAUCCCGGACAACCGUAUAAUGUCAGGGUGGCCAGCCGUUACUUCAAAGGACCCGAAUUACUCAUAGAUUACCAGGAAUACGAUUAUUCAUUGGAUAUGUGGAGCUACGGGUGUAUGUUUGCCAGUAUGAUUUUCCGAAAAGAACCAUUCUUCCACGGUCACGACAAUUACGAUCAACUGGUGCGUAUUGGGAAAGUGCUAGGCACUGCUGAACUCUACGAGUAUGUCCAGAAAUAUAACGUUGAUCUUGAUCCACGCUACAACGAGCUGCUUGGAAGGCACUCUAAAAAGCGGUGGGAACGAUUUGUGUGUCAAGAUAAUCAACAUUUAGUGAGCCCCGAAGCGCUCGACUACUUAGAUAAAUUAUUAAGAUACGACCACAACGAUAGACUCACCGCCAAAGAAGCCCAGUCCCACCCCUACUUCU